Messenger RNA from Torulaspora delbrueckii, 1797 nucleotides. It is a transcript of the gene CBP2, whose product is annotated as Cbp2p. The transcript has a single exon. NCBI's taxonomy places the organism in Eukaryota, Fungi, Ascomycota, Saccharomycetes, Saccharomycetales, Saccharomycetaceae. The record is from RefSeq and is a predicted model, not a curated record. Bases 1 to 1797 code for a protein of 598 amino acids.
AUGAGUUCUAUUAAUUGGAGAGCUUUGUUCUUUGGCACUUUCAGACGGCAACCUACUUCAAAUAACUAUAGAUAUAAGCAUGCGAGUCCCAAAAUAAAGAGAGCUGUGCUCAACAACUUUACCAAGGAACUAGAGAAUAAAGAGUUGCAAGAAAUUGUUGUACAAAUUGAUAGGCAACUUUACUCGGCACCUGUUAAUAAAUUACGAGAGAUUAUCUUUCGAGAUGCCACUGGGCCAUCAAGAGCGAUUAUCAAGACAAUUCGUAGUGAUCCCACAAGAAGCUCGAAAACUUUGAGAAACGUAGCAAUUUCAAGUUGGCAGAACAUAGCUCCCAUUUUCGCGCAUCCGUUGAAUCCGAUAUCUGAGUUUAAAGCAAAGGGAACUGCUUCCUCUUUUGAGUAUACAUGCUCGAUAAGCCUUACAUCGAAGGGCGGACAAGAAAAAUUAUCAAACGUAUCUUGGCCUGAUCCAUUAUUCUCCAAUUCCUGUCAGGGUCUGGGAGUUUUGAAAGAGAAUUUUGAACCCUUAAGUGGUACCAAGUUUUUAAACCCUUCUGAUGGAAGAACUUUAGACUUUUUUAUUGUGGAUGAACUGCCGAAAGGCUGUAAUGCAAUUGGGCUUUUUCCUGCAUAUGAACCUUCGCAUAAACGACAUUUCAGUGGAUUACAACUAUGUGCAGCAGUGAUACGGCACAAACCAUGUACUCAGGAGCAGAGAUCGGCUGUCGAGGCAAGAAUAACGAGCUCUCCACAAAGUGACAAGAAUUUGGGAGAUCUGAAUGCACUCUCGUUGAGCGAGACUGAUUUUCGCAGUUUGAAGGGACUGAUGGACGCUUCUAGCAAGUCACAAUCACUUUGGAGCCACGCUCGUGAUCAUGAUAGAACUUGUCCCGGUGACAUUAUUCGUUGUACUCUAAUGUCGCGUAAAGUGGAUACAAAUCAACUGUUGGAUGAGUUUGGCAAACACUUUAUUCUAUACAGUUUGGUGUCCCAGGCGCUGAGAAUUCGUCAAACAGUUGACAAAUCUAUAACAUACAAGCCUUCGGAGCUUUCCCCCAUAGACCAAUACGUUCUACAAAAACUCCACGAAUUGAACGAACUAGACACCCCUGCCUCUGUUUCGGAGAUGAUUCAGUACAAACAAGACUUCGAUGAUUUUUUGACCAUCUUGAGCAGCUAUCAUUUUAGCAUUGUGGCUGAAAUGAAAUCGUCAAGUCAAAAUUACUUCCGCGAUGGUGACAAGACUCCUAGAGCCGUAACAGUCUUUAGAGUCCUCCACGAGAUUCUGCGUAACAGCAAACCAUUCAAGAUGUUUUACCCCAACCUGUCAGAGUACGCUACAAGAGCCCUACCUCAAUCUUCACUCUCAAACGAAUCACUUCCAUUAAGCAAUGAUGAAGAGGAGUUGAAUGUGGGCGCUAAAGCACUGAUAAUGUUCAAAAACAUUACAGAGUUUGAGAGCGAAAUGUACUACGACAGGUUAACCACAGCUCGACCAUUGGAGAUCGAGCCAAUGGCCUCGCUGAAGACAUGGAAAAUCGUUAUUCUUGCAAAAGAUCCACUACCACAGGCGAUCGAGAGAGCUUUGGUAUUCAAUUCACGAGUAUAUACUCAAUGUGUCACAGAUCUCGCACAGGCCACUCUAAUUAAAUUUGCAACAUGCAAAGUACGCAAGAUGAUAGAUGAAGAUACAUUUUUGUUCCUGUACCAAUUACAAAGACCGCCAAAAGUCGACAGAGACCAGAUGGUCGACGAUAUAUUAGGUAAACUCGAAACUGCAGUCGCAGAAAGGGUAUAA